AAAGAGAAACUUAUUUUGUUCAAUUCACACUUCAGGAAGAUAUGCACUCUUCAAUCUACAUGGUUUGUUGGUAAAGAGCAACUUAGGAAAGAAAUAAUAACAUCCGUAGAGAACAUGUUGCUUCCAGCAUAUGGAAACUUCAUUGGGAAGUUCCAUAAUGUUCUUGCUGCAGAUGCAUAUGAGUAUAUAGAGUACGGAAUGUUUGAUAUACAAGCUCGACUUAACGGUUUAUUUAGAGGAAGUAUGAAUUAGGAAGGUAGCAGAAAAAGAAACAAAUAGAAAAUUUGUAUGAAUGAGAUCACAAAAUCACUAGUAUUGAAUUGGAAAACAUGCUUGUGUUAGAUUUUAUCAAAAAAAAAAAAGUAAAAAAAAAAAAAAACAGCAAAGAAGUGAAAUUUAUUUGGUAAUUCUUGGUUAUUAAGUUAUUCCCAAAAGAAUUUCUAAGACUAACCAUUUGGAACCACAGGCAUAAUCCACCCAGCCAUGGUUGAGCAAAAGUAAAUUUCAAGUGUAAAGCAUCUAUCACAAUAGUACAAUUAUCAUCUAGAUUUCAAUGCAUUAACUUGCAGGAAUCUAUAUUGUAAUAAUAAGAUUAGUCAAACCCAAGUCAACUGAAGAUGUUCCUGGAAGGGGAUAGGAAAGUUACACUAUGCAAUCUAUACAUAUAGAAAUGACUAUGGCCAAGCGCGUGAUGACAAAACCGAGUUGAAGAAGACUCUUCAUACCUACAGCUCCUCCAAGUCAACAAAAUAUGUAGUGAAAAAUUAACUGUGUAAACUCUUGGAUAAUAUUUGCUCCGUGUCUCUGAAAACACUUGUUACUCACUUAGCUUCUUUCAGAGGAUAUGGUACAAGUGCCUGUCCGAAUUCCAAGAUGGCUUAUGCAUCAAAAGCUAUGGAGAUUCGUUGGUGUGGUUUCAUCCAUAGUUGGCCUGCUCUGUUAUGCUCUCAGUAGAUCCUUCAAUUUUCUAUUCGGAAAAUGGAACUUGGUGAAAAUCUCUAUUUACAUUGUUUUCAGUUUUAUAAUCUGCCUUGCCACUUACUUUCCCAAGGUAUGGCAACACUCGGCUUGUCUCCGGUUUCGAGCGCAUAUAGCAUUUUUAGUUCUGACCAUUACUUCUGUUUACUCAUUCUUUUUUGACAAAGCUGUGAAUGGGAAACCAGAUGCAUAUAGCAUAGUCUCUUGUGCUGCUUUUGCUAUAAUGUGCUCUAGUUUUCCAAGACAGAUCCACGGUGGAUUUGAAGUGGAUCUGCUAUAUUUCUUUCUCGGAGUUUUUAUUGUGCAACUGAUGAAGAUAAAAGUAUUGUUUGGUAUUACUGGGGUCUGUUUCAGUUAUUUUGUUAUUAUUCUUAGAUCUUCGCUAAACCUCACAUUAGAAGAUGAACAUUUUGAUCCAUGUGAUCAAAAUCAGGUUGUCGUUCAAGUUGAUUCGCAACAAGCCAAUGAUGAUUGCAGUUUUAUGAUGGCACGGUUAAGUGCUUGUAUAGAAAGGCAUCAGCGGAGAAGCUAUGGUAUCAUGGGCAAAAUUUUGGACCAAGUGAGGGAAUACGGUGAAGCCAUUGGUGUCCCUGGAAAGGUGAUUGACCACAACUUGGCGUUUGAUGCACUUGGGCCCGGAGCUAUGGAUGAUCUUCAUGAUGUUGCCAAGUCCACCAUGGCUGCUGGUUUCGGAAAGGAGUUCUGCGAUGCAUAUAGCAAUUACAGGAGGCAAUGGUUAGAGAUGUGCAUAUUGAGAUUGUUGAAGCUUCGAGAGGAUAGAGUUAUUGACCCUCAAACAAUGCCAUCCAUGGAUUACAUUAUCAGUAGAUGGAUCAUAGCUUCUGAUGUUGCCCUAAGGAUACUAUUUCCCUCGGAAAGGCAAAUCUGCAGUCGUAUCUUCUCUGGUUUACACUCUGCAGCGGAUGCGUGUUUUGGACAAAUUUGCUCUGAAGCAACAAUUCAGCUGCUGAAAUUCGCAGAGGCCUUCGCGGCGAUUAGCCUUCCAUCAUGUCGGAUGUUCCAAACCUUCCGCGUUUUUCUUGCAUUGAACCAACUGAUUCCAGACUUCCAGACAUUGUUUUCUGAUGGCCCCAGCGUGUUCUUGGUGAAUGAAGCUGUCACAACCCGGAACAAAUUGAGAGAAGCAAUCACAGGCUCUUACACGGAUAUGAAGAAUUUGAUUUUCCGUAGCAAGGAGGCUAAGUUAGUUCUUCCAAGUGGUGGGGUUCAUCUAAUUACCUACAAUGUAAUGACAUAUAUCCUAUUCUCACGGCAGUCGCAAAGGAAGCUUCAGCAGGCUUCGCUAGAAUACCCGAUGGAUGCCGGAACCCAAUCGAAUAAUAUUAUGUUGUUGCAGUUAUUAGAGAGAAAAUUGAGAACCAACUCCAAGAAGUACAAGGACCCUGCUUUGGGCUAUUUUUUCAUGGUGAAUAAUAGGAGUUACAUAGAAAACAAGGUAAAAGAGUGGGAGCUGGGAACCUUUUUGGGAGAUCAUUGGGGCCAAAUUAACACUGCAAAAGUGAAGCAAAACCUUGAGCUAUAUUACAGAAGUUCUUGGAACAAGUUGCUAGACUAUCUGAAUCUAGACUACUAUGGCGAGUCGCCGGCACCUGAGGUUGCCGCAGAGCCAAUGAAGAAUAAACUGCUGUUGUUCAACAUUCAUUUCAUGGAGACAUGCGUUGCUCAAUCUACAUGGUCCGUCUUUGAUGAGCAGCUAAGGGAAGAAAUUAGGACUUCAAUAAAAAACAUGUUGCUGCCAGCAUAUGGAAACUUCAUUGGGACGAUUCGUAAAGUUCUUGGAAUGAAUGCUUAUGAGUAUAUUAAGUAUACAAUGUUUGACAUUGAAGCUCGAAUCGACGGUUUAUUUUAUGGAAGUAUCAUGAAUCAAUGAAGCAUUGACAAAGAAAGAAGUAAAGGCAGAGCUUGUGUGAAGCAUUAUUAGAUUGCAAAAUUUUCGAUAGCGAAGUGUACUACUUUCACAUUGUAUGGUUUCCACAUUAUUAGAGCAUGUGUAUGGUUUGCAAUAG
Molecule: messenger RNA, 3005 nt
Organism: Arachis ipaensis
Lineage: Eukaryota; Viridiplantae; Streptophyta; Magnoliopsida; Fabales; Fabaceae
Product: exocyst complex component EXO70B1-like
Biological process (GO): exocytosis
Cellular component (GO): exocyst
Molecular function (GO): phosphatidylinositol-4,5-bisphosphate binding
Source: RefSeq, a predicted model, not a curated record